UUGGUCGAAACAUCAGACCCUGGAUUCCUGCACAGUGCUCGGGCUAUAUUCUGUUGUGCGUGCAGCCCACAUGUGUGGAGUUAAACUUCCUCGUCCUGCAGAAGAAGAAGGAGGAUAGAGGGCGUGACGUCGCUGCCCGCAGAGAGGCCCGCACGGUGCAGGAGACCGGGGCAGAGAGGCAGGAAACACCGCAGAGUACACACCGAGCACCGAACAACCGGCAACUUUGCAGAGGAGACACACAGCCAUAAUGCGGCACCGCCCGCCGACCCGCCAGCUGAUGUGACCGUGCAGACGCAGGGAGGAAGCGGCGGACACCACCACCUCUCCCCGGUUGCCUCGCAUUGUCGCGGUUGUCUGGAGAGAGGAGGAGGGAGGGGGGGACAUGUCCUCGCUAACCGUGGAGGAUGACCAGAAAUGGUUACCGACACACGUCCAGGUGACGGUGCUGAGAGGCAGGGGCUUACGGGGCAAGGGCAAGCAUGGCACCAGCGAUGUGUACACCAUCAUCCAGCUGGUGAAGGAGAAAUAUUCGACCGGGUGGUGGAGGAAGACCACGGAGCCCGAGUGGAGGGAGGAGUGCUCGUUUGAGCUGCAGCCCAGCGUGCUGCAGGGCGGCGGGCGGAACGGAGGCUGUCCGGCCGGUGCAACCGAGCUGGUACUCAUCGUGAUGCACCGGGCAAUAUGGGGUAUGGACGUGUUCCUGGGACAGUGGUACAAGUUAAACUCUAAGUCGGGGAAGAAGGAGAAGGAGCGAGGAGAAAUCCAAGCCACCGUGCAGUUCACCAGAAACAACCUGACGGCCAGCAUGUACGACCUGGUCAUGACGGACAAGAGCGCCUCCACCUUCGGAAAGCUGAAGGAGCGCAUCAAGGGGAAGAGGAGAUCCAGCGAGGAAGACUCUUCCUCAGCUGUGCUGCCGAGUGGAUACGGCUCCCUGCACCGGAUGAGGCAGCGACUCCCGAGCGACGGAGGCGGGGAGGAAGACUACGAGGACGACGAGGGAGGGGAGGCCCGGCGCAGCAAGAUGAGGACUUUCUUCCUGAGGGGGAAGCUGAGGAAGUCCUCGGACACUCGCUCCAGCACGUCGCUGGGCUCAGAGAGCAGCGAGUCGUCCCGGGGGGGCAGUCUGAGCCCCACCGCCGGCAUCAGCAUGGUGGUGUCCGACCUCUCCAACUCCCCUAGCAACAGCAGCAACCUGUCCCCUGACAACAGCCCAGAGCACACGGCAAACUCUCUCCAGUGUGAGUUUGGAGACGAUGCCGGGGAGAUCUCCAUCAUCGUGCCUCCUCUUCCGACCGCGUGGGUCAACGGAGGCGACGCUUACAGUGACCUGCCCCUGGACAAAGGCUCAGUAAACCCUGUGGAUUCUCUAGGCCUGCCGCCGCUGCAGAAGUCUUUGCCUCUCUCCGUGUCUUUGCAGAACCUCAGGCCUGCCUCGGCCGCCCCAAAGAGCCCCAUGGGAGACGGGCGGCGCUGGUCCUUUGACAAGCCCGACGAGGAGGAGAAGGCAGCCAUAGCGGCGGCGUUGGAGAAAAGCGGCCCCAUGCUGGGUGACGAGGAGGAGGAGGAGGAAGAGGAGGGAUUGGGAUAUGCUGCUCAAAUCAAAUCCUCAUCCUCCACAGUGGAGUCUGAGAAAAAGCAGAGGAACUUUUUCUCCCACGGGAGGGGGGAGUCUGCGGGGAAAGGGCAGAGUCGGGGCAAGGAUGAGUCUGAACAGGCCCCCGCCGCCGAGGAGAAACACAAGGGAUGGUUUGGAUCAAAGGACUCGAACAGCAAACCCAGCCUGGUGGUGUCCCCUAAACUAGAGCCCAGCACUGACCCCCACCCCCCUCCACUCCCACCCAGUCACCCCCCGGGUCCCCCUGUCGAUCCCCUGGUUUCCCUGCAUCACACUAACCCCUUCUCACAGAGCACCUCACCUCCCAUGUCCCCCUGCAACCCUUUCUUAUCUUUCAUCCAGCAAAACCCUUUCUUUGACACCAUGCUUAACGCUGAGCCCCUAAAACCUUCGCUGCCUACUCUGCCUUAUCUCUCCAGCGCCCGGCCUCCCAUAGCUCAGCUCUUUCCGCAGGCGAGUAACCCUUACCCCACCCUCAACGACGAAAACCCAACCGCAGAGGACUCCAGCAUUGGCACAAAGAGCGACGCUAAGAAACGACCUCUUCCUCCACCUCCCACAUACGAAGAGAAACCUUUAAGCGUGAAGUCGUCCGAUCAUUUUAUGUCUGCCGGGGAGCUGGAACCUGAAUGGGACGAAUCCUUUGAAGCGUUCGCUGCUGGCAGGCUGCAGUCUCCCGAGGAUCUGACCGCAGACUGCAAAACACAGCAAAACACACCCAGUGAGCAUUCACUGGAACACUGCAACGAAAAAGCAGCAUUACAACCCAUAACGGAUCAAAACACUAACGUGAAUGAUGCACUACAUACUCAACCUUGCACAGAAUUUGUAUUUGAUACACAGAAAUCCAACGCAUAUCAUCUUGACACAUUUGCACAUUUCCUCGAGACAAUCCCAGAGCACACCAGCUUUGAGAAUGACAAUGACACUUUGAAUACUUCCACUAACUCGCCAACACCAGAUGCUUUCACUGACCCUCAUCAAACUAACGCUGCUACUAACACAAAUGACGUUACUGACACUAACGUGCAUCCCAGCCCCGGGCAUGCCUCGUCUGUGAAGCUCAGCAGCAGCUCCCCAGAUCCCACUUCUUCAGGCCUGGGCAGUUCUGCAGAAGAGGAUUUCCUCUCGUGUGUCUCUUCUUAUUCAGACAAAUUCUCUGCGUCAUCCUCAGAGGAAGCCGAGACACAGAACUUUGAAAGCAGCAUCCUCGGCUUUGAGAAAUCAUCCGAUUCAUCUGUUGUAAGGAAGCCCUCUGACUCAGAAGAUGACGUUACUGACAGGUCCAUUAAUCUGGAUUUAGGCAAUGUGUCUCAACAUGUUAUGAAGCAUGGGGAUGGUGAUGAAAAGACGGAUUCAGACGGCAUAUUAGCACCAAUGUCAACAGUGCUUACAAAUCAGCAGUCAGCAACAGAGAUAAGAAGUGAGUCACCAAUCUUUUCAUACUUUUCACCAGAACUACAGCCAAAAUCCUACAUUUCGUUACAGCCCGACAAUGACAAGGAGGAAGCCGAGAAACAGAACUUUGAAAGCAGUACCUUCGGCUCUUUUAAAGAAGAAGAAUCUGUUGCAAAGAAUCCCUCAGAAUCAGAAGUUGACAUUACUGACCAGUCCAUCUGUCUUCCUUUAGAUGAUGAAGCCCAGCACAAUGUUACUCAGCACAGCGAUGGUGGUGAAAAUGCAGAUUUAGACGGUAUAGAGGGCUCAUUGGUACCAACGUCCCCAAAGGUAACACAUCAGCAGCCUGCGGGAGAGACAGGAAGUAAGGGUGCAGAUACACAGUCACCAAACGUUUUGUACUUUUCACCAGAACUGCAGCCAAUAUCCAAAAUAUAUUUACAGCCUGACAAUGAAAAGGGAAAGGAAGGCAUCAACAAGAAGGAGGAAGCCGAGAAACUGAACUUUGAAAGAAGCAUCGUCGGUUUUUGUAAAGAAGAAGAAUCUGUUGUAGGGAAGCCGUCGGAAUCAGAAGUUCACAGAUCCAAUGAUCAGUCAUUAGCCCAGCACCAUGUUACUCAGCACAGAGAUGGUGGUGAAAAGGCAGAUUUACACGGUGUACAGGGCUCAUUGGGACCAAUGUCACCAGUGCUUACACAUCAGCAGCCUGCAGGAGAGACAGGAAGUGAGGAUGCAGCAGACUUGUUACCAGAACUACACACAAAAUCCAACAUAUUUGUACAGUCUGUCAAUGAGAAUGGAAAGAAAGGCAACAGCUCUGCAAAGGAUUUUGUGUCAGGUAUCUCUCCUUUUUCAGGCAAAUUCCCUGCAUCCUCCUUGGAGGAAGCCGAAGAACAGAACUUUGAGAGCAGCGUCCUCCGAUUUAGUAAAGAAGAAUCUGUUGUAAAGAAGCCGCCAAAAUCGGAAGAAGACGCUACUGACCGGUCCAAUGAUCUGUCUUUAGUGGAUUUAGCUAAGCACAAUGUUAUUCAGCACGGGGAAACUGAUGAAAAGGCUGAUUUAGACGGUAUAGGGGGCUCAUUGGCACCGCUGUCCCCAGUGAUAUCACAUCAGCAGCCUGCAGGAGAUACGGGGAGUGAGGAUGCUUCCAGCUUUUCAAACUUGUUAACAGAACGACACACAAAAUCCGACAUCUCUUUCCAGCCUGACAAUGAAAAAGGAAAAGACAUUGGUGAAAUGAACACAUCUGUAGAGGACUUUUCUAAAUUGUUAAAUGAUUCCUCGAUAUCUGAAAUAAACACAACGGAUGUGACGACUCCAGAUGAUGAACUGUACUCCACACAGCCAUCACUACACAUCAUAACCUCCUCCCCCGAUGUGAGGCACGGUUCACCUGACUCCCCCAUUGAGAGCACUGGUUUAGGAGGGCAGGAUGCAAGCCAGCGUUCAGUUGUACCAUUUGGGCUUUUUGACGACUUCCUCAACACCAGUCCCAGCCAAGACUUUCACGACACCAUGUUGCACACUUCUGCGUUUGAUCAAAGCACCAGCAGCUUCCUCCAAAGCCUUUAUGUGAGCACCAACUCGCAGGAUUACCAAACCUGUGUGUCUCAACCUUCCUCCAGCGGCUCAGAGCAAAACGAGACGCUGCACUCUGCAAACUCAACGCUGUGUGGCGAUCUGAUUGAGAUUCAGACAACCCCCGAGGCUGCUUUGGACCAAAAAGACUCCAGAAGCCAUCCAUUUCACGAGGAAUUCGAUAAUAUUGAAGGCUCUUUCUUUGGAGCCAAGGACACUACACCAACUCUUAAACCAAGCUUCACGAUAGAGGAUAACUUCGGUUUACUUUCUGCAGCAUCAACAGACCUUUACAAGAGCUAUAAUCCAUGGAAUCUCAAUGACGAAGCUGUGGAAUAUCAGCAUGUCGUCUUGGGUGACAUGUUCUCGAAAUCCCCUCAGGCACAAAGUAUUACACUACCCCGCUCACACUCUGAAGGCACACUGACACCUGCCUUUGAAGACCUCCUGCAGCCCUCCUAUGGGAGCGAUCCCGGUGCAAUACAGGCGCCCUCCUCGGCUCCUCCUCUGAGCCCUGACCUCCCCUCUCUGACCUCCUUUGCUCCCUCUCUAACUCCUUCAAGUAGUAGCUCCUUUUCCCUCCCUUUUCUUUACAACGCUACGGCGAGAUCACCACCCCAGCACGGCAAUGCUUGGAGAUGCACCGGCAGCAGCAGGGCAGCCAAUCAGCAGAACAGCCCCCACCCAGUGAAGCCCCUCACCACCACCACGUCAGCGGAGGAGAAGCGGACGGAGGGCCGCUCCGUGCUGGCCACCGGCCUCGAGAAGCUCAAGUCCUCCAUCAGCCCGGGGAGGAGCAGCCAGCUGAGCGAGCAGGAGACCAACAAGAAGAAGCCUGUGUCGGAGGGGGCGGGCUCGUACUUCCACCUGAACCACAGCGAGCUGGUCGCCCUGCUGGUGCAGCGGGAGGCCGAGCUGGAGCGCCAGGAGGACGAGUUUAAACGCCAGAAACGCCUGCUGGCGAAGCGCGAGGUGGAGCUGAAGAAGUUGAAGCCGCAGGUCAAAGAUCUGGAAGACUACAUAGACACGCUGCUGGUGCGCAUCAUGGAGCAGAAGCCCACUCUCCUGCAAGUGCGCUCCAAGCUAAAGUGACCAAACGUUUGCAGUUCACUCCACAACAGCUCUUUAGUCUUUUCACUGCUAUGCUGUCCUUUUUGAUACAAAUAUGUAGGCACUGAGAGACGUCCGGAGGGCGGCCAUGUUUCCUAGCCGGCAUGCUUUUCUGUGCUGAAACUCGUAGAAGGCUUUCGGUUUGGGCGGUUCUGAAUGUAGCGGGUCCUCAGGUUGUUUUCAGGUUCACAAAGCAAGGUCACAGAGGAGAGCCCGGAUGCUUCCACAUUGGAAUCCUGAUUGUAAAAACAAUGAUUCCUUCUUUUUUCACCUCACCUCACUUCUAUCACCUUACCACAAAAUGUUUGAAAGAAAUGUAGCGUGUCAGUCCAAAACAGCGUAUAUCUACAAACCUCACACAGCUUUUCAGCCUCUCACACAGCUGUGCUGCUGUGCUUUAGGACAGGAGAGCCACUCUGAUGGUUUACCAUGUUUCAGAUCAUUAACUACAAACUGCAUAUUCUUGAAAUCAAAGCUGGAUAUUUCUGUAACACACCAUCAGGUUUAGAUAGAUGUUAUACCUUCAAGGCAGCCACUGGGUUCCCUUCAUUUCAGUGUUGCAUGAAACUCAACCUGCAGGGAAAUUAAACUGAACAUUUUGACGUCUUUUUAAUGUCGUUAAAAAGAGGGACAUAGUUAAAAUAGUGAAAGACUCCAAGAUGUAAGAUUCGGAUUGAACCCUCAAACAAAGCUAAAAAAGCAAAAAUAAUCAGCAUUUUGAAAACUGGUUUGAACAGAACUGUUUCCCCCUGUUUCCAGUUUAAUGCUAAGCUAAGCUAAUCACAUCCUUGCUCAAGUUCCACACUUAGUGAAGGGAUUUAAAAUAGGUACAAAUAAUCUCUUCUAACUAUAGAGAGGUGAAGUCCCGCCCAUCUACUUCCGACCCAUGGGACCUUAUUUCGGAAAAAAUAUGUAUUGAAGUCA
Molecule: messenger RNA, 6631 nt
Organism: Trematomus bernacchii (emerald rockcod)
Lineage: Eukaryota; Metazoa; Chordata; Actinopteri; Perciformes; Nototheniidae
Gene: rab11fip5a
Product: RAB11 family interacting protein 5a (class I)
Biological process (GO): regulated exocytosis
Cellular component (GO): recycling endosome; secretory granule; early endosome
Molecular function (GO): small GTPase binding
Source: RefSeq, a predicted model, not a curated record